Dermacentor andersoni is the source of this 7433-nucleotide messenger RNA. Its product is annotated as IDLSRF-like peptide. Gene Ontology annotation, molecular function: protein binding. NCBI's taxonomy places the organism in Eukaryota, Metazoa, Arthropoda, Arachnida, Ixodida, Ixodidae. The record is from RefSeq and is a predicted model, not a curated record.
CCGCCGUCUCGCGCUGCACCAAGCGCCCCGUUCCUGGGAGUCGGACUCUGCCGCAGAACGCCGCCGCGCCGCAGGGAAAGACGAGCCUUCUCCACUCUCCGGAGUUUGAUCGAAGAGGGGCGAGUGAGGCAACAGCGCGCGCCGUCCCAGUCGGCACUUUCUCCGCGAAGGUCUCCUCCGCUCCAGCCGGUCGUCUCUCUUCGAAGCGUUUGCAAGCAGGCGUUACGAAAAGAUCAGAGCAACAGACGCAAGCGACUGCAGAAGCGAAAGAAAAGCGCGUUGUUGGGGGAGACCCGGUAACGAACAAUAAAAAGGGCCGUCGUAUCACCUGUCCCUAGGCCAUUCAGAAACAGAAUAUCCGCUGCGAAAGGUCGUCUCUGUGCGGUGUCGACCGGGGGACCAGACCUACCUCCAUCUCCUCCGACCUGAAGUGACUCGCUUCAGAGUUUCUGGCUUCAGUUUUUGUCCUCGUCAACUGCGGGCUCGUAGAGAGGAAAAAAAAAGUUUUCGGGAGAGAAGGUCACCGACUCCUUGUCCGGUGUCGUCGGCGAAGUUAUUGUAUCGGUCGGGUAUUUCCGAGUGACGAUGCUGAUGAGGGCGACACAGCACUUCAUCUUGUGGGGUGUGGUUCUCGUCGGACUGGCGCAGGGAGCCUACUUGAUCAACUUUUCACACGUGCUCAACAGGAACCUGGGGAACGUUAAGCGAGAAGUGGACACCGACCGGUGCCACCCUACGCAGCCGUUCCGGUGUCCAGCCUCCACCACCGUGUGCAUCUCCAUUCAGUAUCUGUGCGACGGCGCGCCCGACUGCCCCGAUGGUUACGACGAGGACCCCAGGCUCUGCACGGCAGCGAAGCGACCCCCAGUAGAGGAGACUGCUAACUUCUUGCACACGUUGCUGAGCAACCACGGGCCCAACUACUUGGAGAAGCUCUUCGGACCCAAGGCUCGAGACGCUCUCGCACCUCUAGGCGGCGUGCAGAAAGUAGCCGUCGCACUGUCCGAGGGCGAGACGCUGGAAGACUUCGGCAAGGCGUUACACCUCAUGCGCUCCGACCUGGAGCACCUUCGCAGCGUCUUCAUGGCCGUCGAGAGCGGGGACAUCAGCCUGUUGCGUUCGCUCGGCAUCCGUGACUCGGAGCUGGCAGACGUCAAGUUUUUCCUCGACAAGCUGGUCGCCACGGGAUUCAUGGAUUAGUGACAACCCUCUGACGCAACUUACCAUUCUGCCCAAAUUACCUGUCUGAUCCUGCGCGGCAAAUCGAGCUCCCCGCCCCCUUCUCUGAACCCUCCACUUCACCCUUCCAUCCUUCCUAUUGCUUCGGUUUAUAAGUUUGCGGGUCUGUUACGUUAUGCUGAUGCCAUGCUGCUGCGGCAGUGCAUCCAGAGAGAGAGGUCUGCGCACGAUGCUUCUCUCUCUCUCUUGCUCGGUCGUCCCCAUUCCAAUGGGUGAACAAAAUGGCAUUGUUGGCUGUGUUUCUGAUGAAAAAUUGUGUGAUGUGCGUAGCUGGGUAUAAAGGCAAGUGGUGAAUAGCGUCCGGUAUGACAACCCGAAAUCGCUGUGCAGUGAUCAUAUUGUCAGCAAAAGUUGAAGAAGCGAACACGUUGAGUUGACGCCUUCCAAACCCCAGCCUGCUAGCUACAUAGACUUACUCUCUCGUGUUCAGUUUUUUCCUAGCUGUUCCUAACAUCAUGGACACUCAGGAACUCGUCGAUCUGUCAACACUGUCAUUAGCUUUCUUUCGUUAUUUUUUGGAGUGAGACACCUAAAGCAGGAACUAAAGGACAACCAGAGAAUGUGCAAGGCUGUUCAAAAGUUUUUGAUUUGUUGGCCAUCCAAAGGAAGCUUGUAAAGUGGGGGCGAAAAGGUUGCUGAAGGUUCGCCGACACCAUGACCCGUGAGGACAGGUGACCACUUAUUAGUAACACAAAAGAAGUAGCUGCUUUACAUGCACAAAAUAAAUGCUAAACUGCUUACGUAUACAUAUACUGGUCUCUUUCAUAUACUUGCUCCUCUUCGAUUCAUUUACGGGAAAUGGCGAUGCGGAUAGAAACCUGAAACGUGUGUGACUAAGCAGAAAAGAACUGUUCUCAAAGCUCUUGAUUUUCAAAAGCAAUUGUGAUUGUAAUGCUUUAUUCUGACACAGUCAUUUUCUAGUACUGGGUGCAAUGCGACUAUGUGAGGCUGCCUUCCAUGCUGCUUCAAACGUUGCUUUUGGGUCGUGAAAGACAACAGGAAACGGUGGAAAAGAUCAAAAAUUCGUUGUCCCUAUAACCUUGGUGUUUUGACAUGAGGAAAUAGCCUUGAGUCAUCAGUAUACAAUCACUGUCCUCUUAACGCACUGCCAAGCUUACGGCAUAAAUUUUGGCCACUCAUCACAGGCCCCUUUUUCGUGAAUAGAGGACGUCAUGUCGUACUGCAGGUAUUUCUGAAAGGAUGACAAGAAUUUUUGAUGUGCCGGCAUAAAUCUAUCGCAAAGAAAUGAAAAGAAAACUUUCUGUCGUUGCAUAACGCUUUCCGUUGCAUAUUCCAACUUAUGGCCUGAAGCCAAGAUGCUUAGCUUAAAGGCGAUGGUGUGAUCACUAUGUCCUUAACAGAACAUGUCGCCUGAUACUUUUAUCCUGACCUCGUCAGCUCAGUUAAGCAGAAAAAUGUAUCUGGGCACAAUUUCAGCUAAAUUAUAGAGCCAGGAUAUGUGCUGUUGCUACUUUUAUUUAGUGAAACAGUUGCUAGUUGCUUUAAGUUUGGCCGUCUCUUAUAAGGGCUUAAUAGGAUGCUAACUCAUCACCUAACUGCAAUUAUCUGCAUUUCUUUGACGAAUGGUACUGUUGAGUUUGAAGCAUGUCGCUCAAAUAAUAACUUAACAGCGCGAACCCGUCAGUACAACGGUAUAUAGAAGACCCUGAGAAAAACAAUAAAAUAUUUGGUUGAUAUCGGUAAAUUAUGUUCAGGCUAUGAAAAUAAGGGUCACAGCUUUAGCCUUACAUCCAUAGUUUCAAGCUGUAAUGAUUGUGAUCAUAAUGUACACUAUUGUUGGACACUUGAACACCCUGCAGUCUCCGUUUUGAUAAGAAAGACAACAAUUUUUUCAGGAAGUUUAACACAGUCCUGCGAGAAAUCCCAGAGACGCCGCUUAAGAAAUUUUUAAAAUCUUUUAAAAUGUGCAAAGCCGAUCAAAAUUUUGCCGGCAAUUGCCAUUUAUUCUGCAGCGAGGAAUAUUUUGCUAUAUUCAGAAGAUGAGGUGACAUGUCUUUAUUACAGAAUGUUUGGUUAAGAGGAAGGUAAAAACGUUUGCUAGAAAGGCAGUAACUUGUUUUGUAAUUCAUAUAUUUGUGUCCACUGGAAAGAAACACUAUGCGCCAAAUACAGAAUCGUGAUUUUCUACUGUUGUUAACCCCUCGAAUUUUUUCAGAGCAGUCGGAUAAAGUUUACGAGACGUGCAUCCAGAAAUCGUUGCUUUUCUGCAAUCUAACCCCACUUAGCAUACACUACAAUUAGUAUACACUACAGUUGUAGUAAAACUACAAAUCGUACGCCACAAAGCAACUGAAAAAAAAACUGCGAAAGAUGAAAUUUUAGCCCUAGGGGAAAUACCUUACGCGCUGGAACAAUAAGGGAAUAAGAACUUCGAUAGGAUACAAACUAAUCACAUUUGAACGUAUAUUUGUAUAUGUCGUGGAAGAGAAAUAUAUAAGGCUAUACAGUGCCGAUUCAGUGCUUUAGAAAAUAGCAGGAAUGGCUCAUUGGAUUAUUGCAAUAAAUUUUCAAACGUUUGAAAAAACAAAAUUUGUCCUUCCUAAUCCAUGAAAUCAUGACAUAUCUUUACACAUUUCUCUUCCGAUGUCCGGUGAACGCUAUUCUACUUUCUGUAUUACACAAUCAAAUACAACGCCGUCUAAAUUUAUCAGAUUGCAGAAGUAAAAUGCUAAUGUGUUUUUACGUACGUGAGAUUACGUGCUCAAGAACUCAAAUCAAUAAACGUACAGGUUAAAUGCAAUUAUUUUUCCAACGUUAACAUAAGGAAUUGCGUGGGAAAACAGAGCGUAUUCACUACAUAAAUUACUAAUUACUGAUCAGCUGCGAUAACCUUAAUCAAGUGCUUCAGGGUUCUCAGCUGGCGCUAAGUCUGUAUAUUUUUGUACAGCAAAUGACAAAUCCACCUAUAAACGUUAUUCAUCGAAACGUUGCAUUCUGCUGCUAUGUGAUACUGUGUAUGGUGCAAGUACAGUUCUAUCAGAGAGGUUAUUUAUCAGCACUUGUUAAUGUUUAGAGGACUAAGAAGCUUGUCAAGCAUCGGGUGAUAAAUGAAAGAUGUGUGGACGUAUUCCAACGCAUAUUUUCCUAAAUAUUCCUUGUUAGCUGAACACCAGUGCGCUUAUGACGGUAUAGCGACGGUAAAUGGACAGAUACGUAUCUACAAAGCGAUGUUGAGUAAACCAAUCUUUGAGUAAAAUUUACCGCUAGUAUGCGCUUGAAAGAAUGUCCCUUCAGUCCUACUCUAUUUCUGAAUGUAAUUGUUUCGCGAAACAACCCACAAUAUAUCUUCUAGAACUGGUUUCUGCUGAUUGCUUUGUAUAGAAAGGUUCUUAUUUCAAUAUGCUCCUUCGUUUGGUCAUUACAUAUAGUCAUUUUGUGCCACAAAAAUGUGCAUUAAGUGUAUCUGACGUUGUAUCCGGAGGCAUGGACAUUUACGUUCUUUACCAUUUCAACACAUAUUGUUAACUAAGACAUAUUACUACAAAAAUGCCAAAAUUAUUGCUUUCACAUUGUAUCCCAGUAUUUUUGUUUGCCGAAUCCCUGCGCUGCGAUCUUACAAGACGUAGCCAUCUCACCAGAUUCCCUUUCAGAUAUUUCUCCUGAAAAGAAGGACAAUCAACCCAACAACACUUUCAAGAUCCGCGUAGUCUUUCAGAAAUCUGGUUUAUUUUAUGAUAAAAAAUACUCGAGCAUUGAACAUUAUGAAUACGUUCGGUGUGCUUAUACGCCCUUUUCGAACAACUUGCUAUCUCACAUUCAGCGUAAGAAAAACCGAUGCAGAGGCAAAUCAUGGUGUAGCUUUCUUAAUUAGCAGUGGGCAUUGUCAGUGAAUUUAGCAAUGAGUUAGCAGUGUUGCUUGCGCUGGGAGCGAGCAAAAGUAACAACGCUUGGCGCUCAAUGAGCAACGACUAGCAAACCGAAAACACGACGUCAAUCUGCUAUUUUCGAGUAUAAUUAUUACACUAUAGAAACAAUGUAGACUUUCUUUCAGAGUAUAUUCGUUGCCGUUAUCAUGGCAACCGCUUUCAUUCAAGCAAAUGUGCUAACUUUGAAUUUCUAAAGCUCAGUAGUAAAGACAUAUAGCACGUUUAGGGUCAGAUUUGCGUAGCAGUUUGUAGAGCGUGUCUUGUACAGAGCCAUAUGAUGGAGACCGGUUAACUUGAUGAACAGUGCAUAUUCGCGCUGGAAAAGCGAAGAGCCAGAGCCAGUUUGUGACACAUAUUCUGUUUUAUAUCAAAUAUAUUUAUCGAUGCUUUUGUUACGAAUACAUUGAAAUAUAGGACAGGAAUACCUAGUGAGAAAGUGCCGAGUGGAAUAAAACAAGAGAAUGUCAUAUGAUAAGUGGUUUAAGCAUGCAGGGGCAACAAAAAGAGAGACUAAAGCUCACAUGACGAACAGUUACUUUUUUUCACAUUUAAAGCACCGGCAACCUAGGGCUUAGUAUAUCCGGCUCGUUUACGAAAUUCUCUCUUCAGGUGAAAUCUGUUUCUGAAAUGUAAUAGACAAAGAAAAGAAGCGUUCUUUUUUUUAACUUAGUCGCCUCUAUGCUGUACCCUUAGAAACCAACUAGGUCUCCAAGACUUGUUAUUUGCCGUCUACAAAGCAGUUAGAGUUUGUCAGAGCCACGCUAUCACUUUGAUUUCAAGGAUGCGGCAUGCGACGCACCCUUAAUUAUUGCACUCCUAGUAGUAACAAGUGUAGUUUAGCCCUCUUGGUCUACGCUGCUAACCUACUCUGUAUUGCUGGCCUCGCCGCCUCACUACGCCACUGUCGCGGACAAUCACUCUCGCCCAAUCAGGAGGGGACGAAAAUGGCGUCGCUAUGCGAACGCACGAAAAUGGCGACGCCAACCCCUUUGGUGUUCGUGUGUGUGUGUGUACUCUGUGUGUGGUGUCGUUUUUGGUUUCGUCUGCUGUUCCCAUUCCCCCAUGCUUCCGGAUAUGACGUCACCGCCUGCGGAAGUACAUUUCCAGUACAUGUUGCAAAAAAAAAAAAGGAAUUGGAGGAAGCCGUUUUGUCGGUGGCGUUGAGAUUGGCCAUCUGUAACUGCUAAAUGUGUACUUUGCAGAUAGCUGUUCAUUCCGGUUGCAGUUCUCUGUCGUCUGUAAAUAGACUGUGUUACAUUGCGUUGGCUUUGCCGCUAGACCAGAGCACCCUGAACGUAGCUACCAUAAUUCCAAAUUCUCAAUGUAUUUCAAGUAGAACUAAGAAAAACGAAUCGUUAACCUUGAAGAUCAAACGAGAUGGUUAGAUAUAGAUCAUGACCUUGUUUGAAUAAUGGCAUGGGCUGCCCAGUGAUAAUAGAGACAGUAAUUGCUGUUUCCUUAUAUUUGUAUACUCUCCCUCAGUAAAUGCCAUUAUUGUGCUUCUUUAGCGUGUACUUUAAUAGUCAUUGUUCGUGACAUCUAAAACAUUACACGCUCAAAACAGCGUAAACAAGUGAACGUAGAUUUUGUUUACUUACAAACAUAAUAUAGUUGCCACCACUCAUACUGCGGUCAAAUGUGCAACAUUUGCGUUGUGCCAAUAGCUUUUCUGAGGGGUCAUUACAACAAGAUAAAUUGCCAAUCAACGCCAGCCAGGCAUUGGUCCUCCUUUUGGUACUCGAACGCAAUUGUUUCUAACUAGUUCAUGAAUUUAGGUUUGGCUGAAAAUGUAUAGUUGACAAACACAUACAUUUGAAAAUUUCUGUUUUCUUGUGCAUUGAGAGUGCAUUCACAAAUAAAUAAAGAUAUCCUUACCUCUUAUUAGCAAAAUUUGCUGUAAUGUUACUCCGAAUCAGGCGUCAACUGUCAGAAUGAAAACAUUGCAAGUUACCUGUAUUCGUGGUAACCCCGGCUAUUUUCAGUGUGAUCGUGGAUCUGUUCACGGUGUGCUACUUGAUGCAAUUGUGUAUUUUUGUCAAAACAUCAUGUGCUCUGUAGUGUUCUUGCCGCGUUAAAGAAAUCGACGGAUAAUCAAACGCAACCUGCGCCGUUUAAGUAGCAUGCUCGAACGCUGAAAGAAAUUUCUGUGGUAUCGCGUGGUGUGGGCAGGAGUAUGUAGUAGUAUGUAGCAGUAUACAUGCUUGUGUAUUUUUGUUUACGAGAACAAUGUCAUCAAACAUUUCUUUGACUUCAAAAACGUGAUGACCGGGUAAAUUUACGGAAAUAAAGUGUCUCAUAAGGUGUUGA